GUCCGGUUAGGCUGCAAUACGGAGUUCGAGCCGGAAAGGAGACGCUGCCCUUCCGAAGCCAUGGAGCACGGAUGCGCGCAAGGAAAUUCUCUGAUGGACACUGACGGUGGAAUCCCAAGGCACACAUUGAAACAUAGUUGUAUUUCAUGCUGAACUUUGCUGAACAAGCGCCCUUCCGUUGAGCUCCUGCUGAUGCCAAGAACCUCCCUCAAAAAUGGCAUUUCACAGAACUGAAGGAAUGUCUAUGAUCCAAGCUCUGGCCAUGACUGUAGCGGAGAUACCCGUGUUUCUGUACACUACGUUUGGUCAGUCGGCUUUCUCUCAGCUAAGGCUCUCCCCGGGCCUACGGAAGGUGCUGUUUGCCACCGCUCUCGGGACGGUCGCCUUGGCCCUCGCAGCUCACCAGCUGAAGCGCCAGCGACGCCGGAAGAAACAGAUUGCCCCGGAGAAGUCGGGUGCAAAGGCCGGGAUGGUUCCAGUCCCCAUCUUGCCGACAAGAAGAGUCCCUUCAGUGAAGAAAGGGUACUCCAGCAGACGAGUGCAGAGCCCCAGCAGCAAGAGCAACGACACGCUCAGUGGCAUCUCCUCCAUCGAGCCCAGCAAGCAUUCCAGCUCCUCCCACAGCCUGGCCUCGAUUGUGGCUGCGAACUCCUCCAGCCCCACACCAGCUUCUGCAGGGCUCUGGGAGGGACAAGGAGUGGAAGAUCCUGGAGCUGCAGGGGACUGUAGCGCAGAACACCUCUAUUUUCAAGGGAUGGAACUGUUUGAAGAAGCCCUUCAGAAGUGGGAGCAGGCCCUCACGGUCAGGCAGAGAGAUCCAGCCAGCCCUUCAGUCACGUGGGACAAUGUUAAAGAGCCAGAAUUGCUGCCCGAGGAGCUGCCAGAGGAAUCCCAGAAAAGAGAGUUUGCAGAAAAGCUCGAGUCUCUUUUGCACCGGGCAUAUCACCUUCAGGAAGAGUUUGGCUCAACAUUUCCUGCUGAUAGCAUGCUCCUAGACCUCGAAAGAACACUUAUGCUCCCACUAACAGAGGAAUCACUGAGGCUUCGGGCAGAUGAUGAAGACAGCUUGACCUCUGAGGACUCUUUCUUCUCAGCUGCUGAGCUCUUUGAUUCUCUGAAAAUUGGAGAAAUACCUUUUCAGCUCUCCAAGCCGGCUGCUGCCUACGAAGAAGCUCUGCAGCUGGUGAAGGAAGGAAGAGUUUCAUGCCGGACAGUACGAACAGAGGUUUUAGGCUGCUACAAUGAUCACGACUUCCUGGCAAAGCUCCAUUGUGUCAGGCAAGCUUUUCAGGAACUUCUUCAGGCUGGCAGCAACCAGACAUUUUUUGGGGAGAUUGGCAAACACAUGGUGAUGGGACUGAUGACCAAGGCGGAAAAGAACACGAAGGGUUUUCUGGAGAGCUAUGAUGAAAUGCUGCGCUACACACUGAGACAAGAGACUUGGCCGACUACACAGAAGGAACUGGAAGGACGAGGGGUAGUCUGCAUGAAUUUCUUCGACAUUGUGCUAGACUUCAUCCUCAUGGAUGCCUUUGAGGACUUGGAGAACCCACCAUCUUCCGUGAUAGCUGUUCUGCGCAACCGUUGGCUCUCAGACAGCUUCAAAGAAACGGCCCUUGCAACUGCCUGCUGGUCUGUUCUAAAAGCAAAGCGGCGGCUCCUGAUGGUUCCAGACGGCUUCAUCUCUCAUUUCUACUCCGUAUCGGAGCAUGUCAGCCCUGUUCUAGCGUUUGGCUUCCUGGGGCCCAAGGAGCAUCUGUCAGAGGUCUGCAGUUUUUUCAAACACCAGAUCCUGCAGUAUUUGAAAGACAUGUUUGACCUGGACAUUGUGCGAUACACAACAGUACAGUUACUCGCCGAAGACAUCCUCCAGCUCUCCCAACGCCGCAGUGAAAUACUUCUGGGCUACCUGGGUGUUGAGACCACCCCAGAGAUGAACGGGAGCCUGCCCAGUGACAUUGUACCUUUUGAGGAAUUCAGUUAGACUCGGCCUAAGCGAGAGAGGCCUUCUCUGUCAGCAACUGCCUAUCCUAAAUGGGUAGCUUAAUCCGUGGCAGCAAGACUUCUUCCUCCUUCCCCAGACAGACUUGAUUGCAUUGGCCAUUUGACCGGAAGUUCAUAGUUUUAUCUGGAGGUUUGGCAGGCACUGUUCAAGGACACUUGAUGGCUUGCACUUGUUCUUUGCUCACCUGUCCCUCCUCCUUUUUAAAAAAAAUAUAGAUUUUAGUUGCAGCAUAAUUUGGGAUUAAACAUCUGGGGACUAGGCUCCCAGCCUUGCCAGGAGGUAGUGAAUUCAAGCACUUUCCCCCAAUUCUAUUGAGAAUCUGUGUACACAUCAGCAGGGAGGGGAGUUGGGGGGUGGGCUCUUUCCAGUUCCUACCUUUUUUCCUCUUUGGGCAUUCCUUUUUAAAAUUACUCACUGGCAUGUUGAGAUGUAUUUUUUUAAAAAAAAAAACUUGAGAAUUUUAAUGCACAUGAUGCUGUCUGAUUGCACAGGAAGAUGGCCUUUGGCCCUUGCUGUGAAGAGGAGUGAAAGAUUCUGUAAAGCACUGAAACUAGAGAACGUGUUCGUAAACUGAGAGUUGUCUGGCUAAGUGUGAUUUGUGACAGAUUCUGUCCUACUUGG
Eublepharis macularius is the source of this 2626-nucleotide messenger RNA. It is a transcript of the gene MIGA2, whose product is annotated as mitoguardin 2. The coding region runs from base 215 to 1984 and encodes 589 amino acids. The record is from RefSeq and is a predicted model, not a curated record. Gene Ontology annotation, biological process: mitochondrial fusion. Lineage: Eukaryota; Metazoa; Chordata; Lepidosauria; Squamata; Eublepharidae. The transcript has 16 exons.